AUGAUUGGAUGCAGACUAGGUAGUGAGAGUAGUGUAAGCUCCGAUAAAUCAAUCACUUCAGAAUCUUCCUUCUUCCCCUCAAGUGGUCUUCCUCCGGUCUUCUUCCCCGAAAAGUACCUGAAAGAACAAGUUGUCAAGGUUGACCUACUCACGGCCCGAUAUGGAGAUACAGUGGUGUCGAGGAAGAUCAUGGAGGCAAAAAAUCACCCGGAUACGAAGGCGUUAGCGGAUGAAUUGCAAGCAGAACUGUUCCUUGGCUGGCUGGCUUCGGAAUGA
Molecule: messenger RNA, 276 nt
Organism: Phytophthora nicotianae INRA-310
Lineage: Eukaryota; Oomycota; Peronosporomycetes; Peronosporales; Peronosporaceae
Exons: 2
Coding region: 1-276 (91 amino acids)
Source: RefSeq, a predicted model, not a curated record